Molecule: messenger RNA, 1781 nt
Organism: Tetranychus urticae (two-spotted spider mite)
Lineage: Eukaryota; Metazoa; Arthropoda; Arachnida; Trombidiformes; Tetranychidae
Product: beta-catenin-like protein 1
Cellular component (GO): spliceosomal complex
Source: RefSeq, a predicted model, not a curated record
UUCUCUGUUUACAAAUCAUCUAUAAAGUUAAUUCUCAUAAUUGUCAUCUAUCAGCUUUAAGUUGAUUAAUCUUAUUAUCUGUAUAUUUGUUUUUUCUUGAGUAUCGUGGUUAUAACAAAAUGGAUACUGAUGUAGUUAUGGACACCUCUGCUGAAGCUCCUGCACCACUUGAUGAUGUAUCUUUGAAGAGAAUGAUUUUACAAUUUGAAAGGAAAGUUUUAAAAAAUCAAGAGUAUCGUAUCAAAUAUGCGGAUGAUGCAUUGAAAUUCAUGGAAACUGAAGUUGAGCUGUUCGAGAUUAUCCAGCAAAUGCAAGUUAUUAGUACUCAACCGGAACUUUACCAUGUUCUUCUCGAAUUGAAUGUUUUGACAACCUUACUUGGACUCUUGGUUCAUGAAAAUACCGACAUUGCUUGUGCUGUCGUUUCUCUUCUCCAAGAAGUGUGUGAAAUUGACGAUGACGAUGAUUAUGACAAGAUUUCUCCGCUCUUAGAUUUUCUCAUUGAAUCACAAUUAGUACAUCUACUAGUCUCUAACAUGCAACGACUCGAUGAAACUGUCAAAGAAGAGUCUGAAGGAGUGUUUAAUUCUUUAUCCAUCAUUGAAAAUCUUCUGGAUUACAAGCCUGAAAUUUCUAAAGAUUGUCAAGCCCUGUUAACUUGGCUGCUACAACGGUUAAAAGCCAAACUUCCAUUCGAUGGUAACAAACUUUAUGCAUCAGAAAUAUUGUGUAUUCUUCUACAAAACAACGAUGAUAAUCGCAAACAAUUAGGCUCUGUUGGUGGAAUAGAUACUCUAUUGCAGCAAAUAGCUUAUUUUAAAAGGCAUGAUAUUUCCACUGGAGAUGAGCGAGAAUAUCUUGAAAAUAUUUAUGACUGUUUAUGCUCAGCACUACUCUGUUGUUCCGUUAACAGGAAACUGUUUUUCGAUGGUGAAGGUAUUGAAUUAAUGAACUUAAUUUUAAAGGAAAAGAAAAAAGGAAAUAUAAGCUCUAUGAGGAUGGGUGCUGUUAAAGUAAUCAAUCACCUUCUUAGUGAGGACAAGGGACGUGAUUCUGUAUUGGAAGAUUGUUGCAACAAAUUUAUUGAGAUCUUCGGACUUUCUUCUAUCUUCCCUAUCUUUCUCAAACCUAAAUCCAUAACAAUCGGACAGAAGAAAAAAGAAGCUAAUGUUGUUAUCGAUGAUGUUGAGGAGCACUGCUGUUCAAUUAUAUUAGCUCUCUUGAAACAUUCAAAGCCAGAAAAUAGAAAAAGAGUUAUAAAUAAAUUUUUGGAAAAUAAUAUGGAAAAAACUGAGAGGAUAGUUGAAUUACAUUUCAAAUAUUCUGAGCGUUUAAUGAAAUGUGACGCUCUAAUCAGGAAGGAAAGAGCACAGAAAAUGGCCAAUGACGAAAGUAUUGAUGAAGACCAAAUAUUCGCUCGACGAUUAACCGAAGGAGGUCUUUUUACAUUACAAAUUAUUGACCAGAUAAUAUUAAUCAUUAGUAAAGAACCAAUCAGUAAAGUCGAGAACCAUGGACCUUCAACUAGUACCAGUCCCCUUCAACCUCCAAAGGAUACAAUCAAAGGAACAAUCAUGAAAUCACUGCACACUCAUGCACGUAUUCAUUCUUCUGUGAACCAUUAUAAAAUGAUAAAAAGUGUAAUGAAAGAAAUGGCUGAAGACGCUGAAAAAGAAGAGAAAGAACGCAUUUUACAACUCGUUGAAGAUUUUUGAUUGUUAGAAUAAAAUUUCGGAUCACUAUCACUGUUUAAUUUUUCAUUAAAAAUUUCAUUUAUCCUA